Messenger RNA from Lymnaea stagnalis (great pond snail), 4749 nucleotides. The record is from the annotation of a GenBank genome assembly. NCBI's taxonomy places the organism in Eukaryota, Metazoa, Mollusca, Gastropoda, Lymnaeidae.
ACCACUGGGAGUUCCAGCAGAUAUCCUACAACGUAUAAGAUAACUUGGUCGGCCACAGAUGACAGUGGGGAUUUGGGAGAAAUGCCGGCAUCCAACAACGGAGUACACGUGCACGGGCUGACCCCUGGGCAGGAGUAUGUCUUCACCGUGGUCACUACACUAGGGGCAAAUAGCUUCUACAGUAAAACUACAGUGUACACCAACUUUACUGUAGUAACAAGUAUGUAAAGAUAACUUAGUGUACACCACUUUAACUGUAGUAACAAAUAUGUAUAGAUAAACUUACAUUUUAUGUUGGUUAAUCCUUUUUUUUUCUAUUAGGGCUGAGCCGGGUACUGACAGGAAUACCCGAAAAUGCCGAGUAUCAAGACACCCGGCACAUACUCGGACCCCGGGGAAAAAAUUUUUUAUAUACACUUUACCUGAAUUAAAUACAUAAUAAUAGUAAGCGUGACAGUGGUUGGUGUGAAACUAAAUGUAAGCUAAACGAAAAUAAAUGUAAGCCAAGUGAAACUAAAUGCAAGCUAAGAGAAACUAAAUGUAAGCGAAGUGAAACUAAAUGUAAGCUAAGCGAAAAUAAAUGUAAGCCAAGUGAAACUAAAUGCAAGCUAAGAGAAACUAAAUAUAAGCUAAACGAAACUAAAUAUAAGCUAAACGAAACUAAAUGCAAGCUAAGAGAAACUAAAUGUAAGCUAAAUGAAACUAAAUAUAAGCUAAACGAAACUAAAUGCAAGCUAAGAGAAACUAAAUGUAAGCUAAACGAAACUAAAUAUAAGCUAAAUGAAACUAAAUAUAAGCUAAACGAAACUAAAUGCAAGCUAAGAGAAACUAAAUGUAAGCUAAACGAAACUAAAUAUAAGCUAAAUGAAACUAAAUGUAAGCUAAACGAAACUAAAUGCAAGCUAAGAGAACCUAAAUGUAAGCUAAACGAAACUAAAUGCAAGCUAAGAGAAACUAAAUGUAAGCUAAACGAAACUAAAUAUAAGCUAAAUGAAACUAAAUGCAAGCUUCGAAACUAAAUGUAAGCUAAGUGAAACGCUCUGAAAAUAAUAAUGCACUUGCUUAAAAUUGUGUCUAACUAUUUGUCUUGGCAAGAUGUAUAGCUUUGGUUAUGACCAUGGCACUUACUAUUUGCAAUUAAUAUUGUAUUUCCUUGCUGACUGGACGAUGGUGGGCCAAAUGAGUAGCCAAAGUUUGUGUGUGUGUGUAUUAUUUCUAAGUGCUCGUACUCAACAGCGUCUUGCACUUUUCUGCCGAAUGUGUGAUAAAAAUUAUAGCAAUGAGAAGAUAACUCUGUCUUUUAAUCACCCGACUCGGACCCACCUUGUAUGGUCUCAAAAUUCCCAGACUUGGAUCGGAUGUAAGAAAACAGCACCGGCUCACAUGGGCGCCCGCAGAAAACUUUCUAAGGGGGGGGGGCGCAAAAUUUUUUUAGUAAUGUUUUAAUGUAGUUUUAAUUUACUGUAGCGUAUUCGUAUGGUGAACGAACGGACAGGACAUCAGCUUAGUUACUUUCUCUUUAUUUUCUCUUUACUUUAAUAAAUUUUGGGUCUAUUUUUGUCUAAAAAUUUUAUCCAAUCAAUCCAGGGGGGGGGGCGUCAAGUCCCCCCCCCUUGCCCUUACCUGCGGGCGCCCAUGCCGGCUCAGCCCUAUUUUAAACCAUUGUCAAACCGUUGUCGGAGCAGAUUACAAGGAAUUGGAAGUCACUCUUAACAUAAGAAUUUAGGAAUUGCUGAUAGUGAUUUGAUUAUUGCUUUUUAACUAUUUGUUAGUUUUGUUCGCUGUAAUGCCGGCACUUGAUAUUAAUAUUAUUCAAAUCAUAAUUUAAUUGAAUUUAAGAAAACUUCAUUCAUCAUCUCACGGCAAUGAGCUUCCUAUUGCGAUAUUUCAGAAAGUUAUUGACAAUCCAAAACUUUAUGAGUCAAUUCUGCUUUGACUGAUCCCCUCAGCUCGCAUUAGCACUAAAUAAAUGUACCAUACACCUGAAAAUAGGCAGCUAAUGUUAAAGAGUAAUGACACCUUUCUCUAGUUCCAGCGCCACCUGGGGAAAUCAUUGAAAGUAUCAGCAGCUUGACCAGCAGUUCUCACGUUUUGAGAUUCCAUCCCUCUGAAGGGAGGGUGGCAGGUUACAGGUUGACUCUCGGUGACACUUUGUACGAGGUUUUGAUUCCAGAGGUGACUGUAGCAAACCUCUCGGCUGAUACACACUACAACUACACCAUAACUGCAUACAACAAACGCGGUGAUGCUAGUCACGUGACAUCGGGAUGUUUCAAAACGGGACCAGCUGGCACUUUAAUCGGUAUGUUAACGAUAAUUUCUUUUUAAAUAUCCGCCCGUCUUGAUGGAGGCGGUGACAACAACAGGAUAGAUUGUGUCAGGAAAUAAAUAAAUACAAGCUAUUGAAAAUAUAUCUCCUGCCUAACAAUUAUUGUAAAACACUUCUACAACUGCUACAUUAAUCCAGUGAAAGCGUGGGCGUGUGUGUAUUUUUGUAGCAAUUCGUUUAACCUGGAAACGUUAAAAACAAAACGUUUUGAAACAAAACAAUGAUAUUGUAAGCAAGAUGGAUAGAGUUCAUUCUAACAUUGCAUACGUAGACUCCAGUAAAAUUUGAAAUACAGCAGAAGAAAUAGAGGUAAAUAUUGUCCAGGAUAUUUUAGUUUUGCUCACUUCUUUUGAUUGAUUUUUUUUUUCGAAAUGACUUACUUAUUGCAGCCAUCUUCUAAAGCCCCACUCUGCAAAUUCUCAUUCAGGUAUUCCUUUGUGCUCGUGAUAUUCUGAAGUGUAUUUUAAUAUUCAUUUUUAAAAUCCCAAGUUUAAAUUCUGAUGAUAGAAUAAAUGAAUUAAGAGCCCGUGAAUGUUGCUCUCAUUUAUAUGUAAGUGUCCACUGUAACUGUCCACUGUAACUGUCCACUGUAACUGUCCACUGUAACUGUCCACUCUAACUGUCCACUCUAACUGUUCACUGUAACUGUCCACUGUAACUGUCCACUGUAACUGUCCACUCUAACUGUCCACUCUAACUGUCCACUGUAACUGUCCACUGUAACUGUCCACUGUAACUGUCCACUGUAACUGUCCACUGUAACUGUCCACUGUAACUGUCCACUGUAACUGUCCACUGUAACUGUGGAGAUUUUUAAAAAAUUUGAAUGACUUUUUUUUUAAAUUAUAGAUUUCCCAAUCGAACAAUCUGGCGAGACGACAAAAGCUCCUCUGAUAGCUGGGGUCACUACUGGUUCAAUCAUUGUCAUUGCAGGUGCUAUUGUUGUUAUAGUGAUAUUUGUCAGGAGGAGAAAUCCACACAGGUACAAUCAGACCAGACCUAAGACUGAAUUGGUAGAGUUAAAAUUAAAUGUUCAAUUGCUAUGUUUUGUCUAUACAUUAUUGUGAAAAUCAGCUUUGGAUAACAAAACUACCCCACCAAAGUAUCCAAUCUUUCUUCAAACUCAAAUAUGUCAUUUGCCGAUGUAUCAGUUGCUUUGCGUUUUGAUGUAAAACUUACUUAGUGAGUUGCUGGCAGCGUCGUUAGAUUACUCACACAUUCAAAUAUCGCAUUCAAUUUUGUUUAUAAUUAAUUUCCCCAACGUCAUUAAUGCAGAGUGAAAGAUUGUUUAAUGAUUACAGGACAGGUAAAACAGAUACGAAUAUAACCAAGACUUGUGACGAUCAUAUCUCAAUGACCGGAACAAGCACUAAAAGCACCCAUCCUGGUGGCAGGACCAUGAACGAGUACAGGACCAUGAACAAUGAGAACCUCUCAAUGACCGGAACAACAAUUAAAAGCACCCAUCCAGGUGGCAGGACCAUGAAAAAUGAUGCUCCUUGUAGCGGAGACAAUCAAGGUGCUGUAGACACGAUGCAUUCACGUGUAACUUGUAUGCCUCACCAUCGUCCCUCACUGCCUUUUUUAUCAACAGCACUUAUGUAAAACAUUUUACGUCCUAAUGACAUGCAAAUACAUAUGCCACGUGCUAUUGACUAAAUUAAAUCUAAAUUCUGAUCAUAAAAUUUAAUUUUUAAAUCUUACACAACCAUAUAUAUUUUAAUUAACACAGUGUAUCUUUUUUUUUUAAACACAACACUAUAUUUUUUAACUAACACAACAAUAUAUAUAUUUCAAAUAGCUUUACCAUAUACUUUUAAAUAACACAACCAUACAAUAUAAUAUUUUAACACAACCAUAUAUUUUGUUAAAUAACACAACCAUAUCUAUUUUAAAUAGCACGACCAUACUUUUUUUUUAUUUCAAUGUUACAUACGUCAAAGUAAACGAAAUGAGAUGAUUUUCUUUUAAAAUGUUUUUUUUUUUACUCCAGCUGAAAGCGAUUACGAUUGCAUCCGGGAUUCGGUGAUGGCGUCAUGGAAAGAAGGGACCUAUGUGAACACCAAAGAAAUAGAGAAUGCACACAGACGUGACCAGCAACAGGAAGAUGACGUGUAUGAAAAUGUUGGAUUUAAUCAGAAUUGACAUUAAAAGUUAUUUUUUUCUAAACACACCACUGUACAAGGCCAUAUGAUACUAUAUAUACUGGAAUUUAUGUAACCUUCAUAGUCAAUCAUGAGAGCUGUUUAUAUUGCUGCCUGAAUAUAUUUUUCUAAAUUAAUUUAAUAAAAAUUUGCAAAAUUUGUAACUACAUAACAAUUACUAUGUGUGUCAUAUGUUACCGGUCAGCAUGAAGGCCAACCACAAUUAUUCAAAAUAAAGGAAUCAAGAAUAAAGGAAUCAGGAAUAAAGGAAUCAGG